AUGACCGCUGCUAUGGCUGUAUCACAUCCCACCGAGAUGGGCCGGUCGGAUCGGCUGGCCAGUAUCUUCUCUCUCCAGAGUAUGACCUCCAUCAGCUCUGACGUGGUGGCUACAAUGACCACCGCCAACUGCGAGAUGGCCAUACUGCCGGUCAGACUUCUCCUGGAUCUCCAACCCAACUACCUGAACCUGGAGAACGGCGUCCUCACCUCCCACAACCAGAGAGGGGGCUUUAAUGUCCUCAGCGACGGGGCCGCAGUCAUAGACGGACAGCAGUGCAGAGUCAUCAACUACAUCCACAGGAAAGUCACGCUGAAGAGCCACAUUGAUUACAAAGAUUACAGAGAAACAAUCCUUGCAAAACCCAUGCUGUUUUUCUUCAACGUGCGAAAGGUCAAGUCUGACUCAGUUUCAGCUAAAACAUUUGCAUUCAUUGUGAACACCCGGCAUCCACAGAUGAAGGCCAGAAUAGAGGGUGGUAUGAAUGAGAUCAUCUCCUCCGUUAUGGGAGAAAACUACUUUUUACAGUUUAAUUUCCACCGUUUGGUAAAAGACUACCUGGAAAGGCAAAACUUUGAGUUGACUGAAGACAACCUGAACUUUUCCUUCACAUUCAAGCUGGACGUGUUUGUUGAUGUGUUCUACUUACUGGGCAUGAGCAAAAAGAACCGUGAUGUGAAUGGGAAGAUUCUGAACUUGUUUUGCACCAACCAUGAGAAGAAAGAGAAAGUGAGAGCUUUCCUGUCGAAAAUGACCUGCCCGCUGAUCAAAUUAGGCAACAGCUUUGACCAUGACCGAAGGCCCAGUAUUUAUUCUCUUGGUAAGCCCUCACAGGAAGACUUUUUUCUGUGA
Molecule: messenger RNA, 852 nt
Organism: Staurois parvus
Lineage: Eukaryota; Metazoa; Chordata; Amphibia; Anura; Ranidae
Source: the annotation of a GenBank genome assembly